CAAGUUAGAAAGAUGUGUGCUAACGUCAAAGGCUGACAUUUAAAAAUUCCAAAACUAAAAAAAAUAAUUUUCGGAUUUUAUUGUCAUUAAAAAUAUUUAAAAGAGCCGGUCGGUCUAAAUUUUUGUUAAUUAAAAAAGAAAAACAAUAAUUUCUGCAUGUGCUUGGACUCUGUAGUAUGGACUUAUGCCUGCGUGGGUCGCAGAUUAAUCUAGUUGAACGUCAGAAACCUCGUCCCAAAUAUAGCUCUCAAACGAACUUAUAUCAACCGCCAAGCGGCAACAAUCCUAAUAACUACAACACACGCGCUCGACCGCGUUCGGCACAAUUCUUCACGAAACGCAGUCGCUCCUCACCAUUUCUCAAUCGUCCACAAUCGGCUGAGCUCAGUCAGUUUGGCGCUGGUGCCUGCAUUGGUGCUGUUGGUGGUGUUGGACGCAUUUCCGCUGGCAGUUGUGGUCAAUACCACGGACGUGGUGGCGAGUACGUGCCCGAUAAAUUGAACAAAACCCGGCGCUACCAGUCUAUUUCUUCAUCGAGUUUGUUGAAAUUGUUGCUCGACGAACCCAUAAAGCGUUCCUGGUUGUGUCGCGGUAGUGUCUCCUCACCAGAAACACAAUCUGAAGAGAGCAGCGCCAGGAAACAGACACCGGCAUAUUUGGAUUACAAUAAGCGAACUAGCACGGAAAUUACACGUAACGGUAGCGCAGAGAGCGGUUGCUACCGGAAAACGCACAAAGGCGGUAUAGAGAAUAAUAGAUUUACAAUGAGCGCCUCAACGUCGCGCCUAUCGAGCGGCAAUUCGGUUUCGAGUUUUUCGCGUGAAAAGUCGGCCGGUUCCACAGCAUCCACAUCUUCGCUACGUACCACAGACUAUUGGAAUACAAAUACUAUAACAACACAUACGUCAAUGCUGCAAAAGCAAGCCAAACCCGAUCUUCCGGGACGUGUGUCCUUCUCUAAGCCCAAUGCGGGUUUGCAAUACGAACCAGAACCGAGUCUUAGCGACUGCGAAAACGAUAUGCAACAGCCACAUGAAUUUUCAGCAACUACUAAAAAUUCUCCAAACAAUGCUUCCAUUUCGGAACCAGGACCUGUCACACUGCCUGCUGCAGUCAGCUUCAGUAGCAAACCCGAAUUCGCCGCGCCAACCUUAACGUGUGGUGAGCUCUCCACCUCGGCUGGUGCCAAGAAGUCUGUGCAUUUCGGCGCGCCUGCUGACGGUGAAGGUAUACUCGCCGAAACCUAUGAGUAUCCGAAAUGUCCAUCGGAGAAUUGUUCGUGUAGUACACGCAGUUCGUCGACAGCUAGUAGCACACAGGACAUUGGUGCAGAGAGCAAGUGUACUUGUGAUUCGCCGACUUGCAAAUUGAGCGCGGAUCGUAUGUUGCGACGUUCGAGUCUAACAGAUAUUGAUGAUAAAAUUGAUUUUACGCUAAAGAAUGAGCUGCAAAAGAAAAAUACAGUCCCAGAGGAAUUGCAGGUAAUACGUGACUACAAAAGUGUGGUCGGUGAUCAGCUGGAGAAUUCGGUGGUUAAACAGAUACUCGAAGAAGAUAAAACCAAGUUUGGUGGCUAUGACAACUCGAAUAAUACACUCGAAAUGCCCGCGUACUUGGAUAAGUAUGUGUCACCAACCAAAUCUAAUGUUUACUCAGACAAACCGAAUAAUUUGUCCGAAGCAAAACCGUCGACAAAUUUAAAAACUGGCGCCAAAAAGAAUCUAGUUGGUACCACUGCCAAUGAGUUCAACAAGAUGGACAAUAAUUUGGAGAAUAAUUUCAAGUCACAGGCUACAUAUACGCCCAGUGAUACUGUCAUCAAUAAUUAUUUAAAAGUUGCAGCCACCACGCCACUGAUUAUCAAGAAGAAGGAGAACAAUCGUCCGAAUUCCGGUGAGAAGCAAGUUCAAAACAGCGGAAACAAAUCGACAACAACAGCGCCGAAGAAUCAAGCAACGAAUAGUAAAAUUAAUGGUAAUGCCAAGUUGAAGAAAGCGACUAGCUUCAGCAGCUUACGUGAAGACUCCAAUUUGACCGAAUUCAAUAUUGACAAAGUCGAUAGCUGGAUGUCCAUGCAUGGCGAAAGCAUGAAUCAGCGUAAAACACUUUCGAAACACAAAUCUUUAGACGCCGACUUCGAGAAGUUUACAGGUGGUGAAUUGGAAGAAGACGGGCACAGAGAAGACAUUUUAGAUGAGCAUGCGGACAGCGCAUCGCAAGGGUCUACCAAGUCUGAUGGUGAAUCCACAUAUGACGAGAUCGUUUCGGUGAUUAAGGAGAUUGAUGAAGACAAGAAGAAGGAUAAUUAUGCAGAGCGAGCAGCUAAUGAGUUGGAGUUGAAGCUCAACACAACACCGGACAUGGUGACUUUGCCUGCGUCAAGUGGGGAGAAGACUGCUGAGACAAGCAAAUCGCCGGAUAAAUACAAAGACAUACUCAGCUACUUAGAUACUGUCGAAGAUAGCUGUGAUCGCACUUUGCUGGAGACGCGUCGCUCCAUACCUGAGUCUAAUCGUUCCGAAAUUGAAUUCGUUGUGGAACCCGAUAUAGCCGAAGAUGUACCGAAACUAGCCGAUCUACUCAUGCUGCCCAAUCAUCAGCUCGCACGUCGCGUUAUCGCUUUGAGUUUGCGCGCCAACGAACUCGCCAAUGCUGUUUAUCUCUCCAAAGAACAUGUGAUGAAAGUGCGUACGGAGAAACAAAAGGGUAUACGUACUGAGAAAGCGAAUUCUGCAAAUCGCUUGCGCGAACAGAAGAAACAUUACGAGGCGAUUGUAAAGCGACAUCAGGGCUUCAUAGAGCAGUUACUCAAAGACAAGGGCUCACUUUGUGAGAAAGUCGCUGCACUGACGCGUCGCUUGGAGAGCCAAAAUCAAGCUUGGGAACACAAGUUAGAAACAGAGGUUGCGCGCGUCAAGGAAACAACAUUGGCGGGCGAGAAGAUCAGACGUGAGCGUUGGGUACGCGAGAAUACGAAGAAGAUUAAGGAACUCACCGUGAAAGGUUUAGAGGCUGAGAUUAAUAAGAUGACUUGUAAUCAUCAACGUGUAACGACCGAGCUCAAGCAGGCACAUCAACAGCAAUUAUUGGAUGCGCUUGAAGAGGCGCGCCUCAAACACGAACAGAUUGAGAAUUCAAUACGCGAGUCCUGUGCACAAGAUCGUGAAUCAAUUAUUGAGAAGGAACGCCUAGCAAUACGCGAAAGAUUCGAGCGCCAGCUAGAAGAGGAGCGCAAAUGUUUCGAUGAGCAGCGUCAAAAGCUCGUAGAAGACUUCAAUGCCGAACGUACACGCCUACAGAACGAGCUAAAGAUGAAAGAUGCCGACUUCCAGGCGCGUAGACAGGAGCUACAACGCGAGAAGGAGCUUGAGUUAGAGCAAACGGUCGCCGAGUUGCAGGAGAAAAUGUUCAAACAGGAAGAGAAGUAUCAGAAUCGCAUCAACACUAUUGAGAAACAGUACGAAGCCGAUUUCGAGCUUUGGAAGCGGGACUAUGAGAACGAAUGCAAGGUGUCACAAGUUGAGAAGGAGAAUACCAUUAGGCAACAUUAUCGUGCCGAACGUGAUCGGCAAAUCGAUGCUAUUGUCAGUCGUAUGGAUGCGGAGGCACUCAAGCAUGCCGAUGAGCAUGAGGCCAAAUUGAACCGUUUGAAGGAGAAGUAUGAAAAGGAUUUGCAGUUGGUUGAGAAUGCCGAACGUUCGCUGCGUGAGAAAUUCACAGAUACACGCAGUUCUUUAGCGGAGGCCGAUGCGAAGGUGCGGAACUCCGAAGCGGAGAUCAAGCAGUUGAAAAUGGAGUUGGAACAUAGUAAGAAGAUGUGCAACGACUUCUUAGCCGAUCGUGAUCAACUUCGUGAUAAUUUACGCAAUGAAAUACAAAGUGAAGUCGCGGUGAUCAAAUCGGAGCGCGAUAACGAAAUUCAAAAGAUACACAAGAGGGUACAACAAGCGAUCGAAAAGAAGGAUGCCACCAUUGAUUUGAUGCAGAAAGAAAAUGGCAGUCUGCGUGAACGUUGUCUCAAGCUGGAGGCGGUCAUCAGACAACAACGCAAAGAUUAUUGUGUGAAGUAAGGGCGUACAAGUGUAAGCGGGAGGAUUUUUAUGGAAAUUUAUUAUAUACAAACCAACGGCAGCUUACUGAAGUAAUUGAGUGUUAUUAAAUGUGUGAAAAGGAAACGAAGAGAGAUUUUAUAUAGAAGUGAAAUUAAAAAUUAUCAAUGAAAGGUAUCAAAAUUUCUUACUAAUAUUAACUUUUCAAUUAUUUUACAAUUUUUUUUUUUUUAAUUGUUUAACUUUAUGUAAUUUUGAAUACACUGGUUAAUUAUAUAGUGAAUUAAAUUAAAUUAAUUAAUUCUGCUAAAUGUUCCUUACUACUUAACAUACUUUUAAUUACAACAACGUAUUGUAAUCUAUCCAGUUAACUCGAAUUUGAUUUUUUUUU
Molecule: messenger RNA, 4440 nt
Organism: Zeugodacus cucurbitae (melon fly)
Lineage: Eukaryota; Metazoa; Arthropoda; Insecta; Diptera; Tephritidae
Gene: dila
Product: centrosomal protein of 131 kDa
Exons: 14
Coding region: 177-4070 (1297 amino acids)
Biological process (GO): regulation of centrosome duplication; intraciliary transport involved in cilium assembly; cilium assembly
Cellular component (GO): centriolar satellite
Source: RefSeq, a predicted model, not a curated record